Messenger RNA from Pieris napi, 1515 nucleotides. RefSeq names its product facilitated trehalose transporter Tret1-like. Lineage: Eukaryota; Metazoa; Arthropoda; Insecta; Lepidoptera; Pieridae. Bases 103 to 1512 code for a protein of 469 amino acids. Gene Ontology annotation, cellular component: membrane. Gene Ontology annotation, biological process: transmembrane transport. The record is from RefSeq and is a predicted model, not a curated record. Gene Ontology annotation, molecular function: transmembrane transporter activity. The transcript has 7 exons.
GGUUGCUAUCGCGUGUUCACUGUUCAUGUGUAAUGUCUUUAUAUCUCGUUGUGUCGUACGAUCAAAACAAAUAAAUAAUUAGUUUAAAAUUCGCUGUGAAAGAUGCAAAGCCAACGUGAAAACAGCGGUCAUACUUAUAUGCAAUGGAUUGUGGCUUCAAUAGUUAAUAUAGCAACACUGGCUUAUGGCAUGGAAGUAGGCUGGAUUUCCCCAAUGACCAAAAUCCUUCAGUCUGAAUCUUCGCCUAUGGGAUAUCCUUUAUCGGAUAAUGUGAUAUCAUGGGUAGCAAGCGUUCUCUGUAUAGCUGGAAGCUUGGGAGUAAUAUUUUUUUCAUACUUAGCUGACAAAAUUGGAAGGAAGUGGGCAAUCAUAGCAUUAUUAGUUCCACAAACGAUGUCUUUGACUUUGAGGUUACUUUCUCCAACUGUAAGGGCUCUCGUAAUUGCCAGAAUACUAGCAGGAAUCACCGGUGGAGGUUGCUUUACUGUAAUCCCAAUGUAUGUCAAAGAAAUUAGCCAAGAAAGUCUAACGGGCGUUUUGGUAUCUCAGCAAGUUUUAUUUCAAAACAUUGGUAUUUUGAUAAUGUACACUAUUGGUAUUUACUUGGAUUAUUACUCUACACUAUGGAUUAUAUCUGUUUUACCGGUCAUCACUUUAUUACUGCUGUUAAAAGCCCCUGAAUCGCCGGCAUUCUUGGUGAAGCAACAGAAGAUCCAUGAAGCCUAUAAAGUUGUAGCACUGCUUCGAGGUUUAGAAAGCAAUGACAAGAGAGUAGAAAAUGAAGUAGAAAGUAUGCAAAGACAAGAUGAUGAAUUUAAAGCAAUGCCACAUUUAAAUCUUCUAACUAUAUUAAAGGACGAUGCAUGGCGUAAGGGCGUAAUAAUAACAUUGAUUUUUUUCACAAUACAAUCAUUCAACGGAGCGGUGGCCAUAGUGACUUUUGGUGUAACAAUUCUUCAGUCAACUGGUGUGGAGUUCAAUAUUGAUCCAGAAUUCCAAGCCCUUAGUUUUCCAGUCAUUAUGAUAAUAGCUUCUCUUUUACUGACAGUAGUGGUUGAGAAGUUUGGUAGAAAGAUUUUGUUAAUAGGCGCAUUCACAAUAUCAGCAGUAGCAUUACUGUCACUUGCAAUAGCAUUGCUAUUAAGACUUUAUGGAGGAUCUUUACCGAACUGGCUACCUAUUGUAUCUCUUAUGACUUCCGUUGCUAUGUUUUAUGGUAGUAUAACACCUUUAACAUACAUUGUUACCACAGAGAUGUUUGUGUUCCAGAUUCGUGCCAAAUUAAUGGGUUUAGUCUGUUCGUAUUGCUGGAUUACAUUUUUCAUACCACUCACAAUUUACACGCCAAUUACAAAUAUGUUUGGUGCAUACACGAGUUUCUUUAUUUUUGGAAUUUUUAAUGUAAUAGGUUUAGUAUUCACAAUAUUAUACAUCCCAGAGACAAAAGGAAAGAGUGAUGAGGAGAUCAGAACGGUGAUAGUAGGACGAAGAAGAAUAGAUGAUUCUAUAUGACAU